Molecule: messenger RNA, 1020 nt
Organism: Lottia gigantea (owl limpet)
Lineage: Eukaryota; Metazoa; Mollusca; Gastropoda; Lottiidae
Exons: 5
Coding region: 19-1017 (332 amino acids)
Biological process (GO): rRNA base methylation
Molecular function (GO): rRNA (cytosine-N4-)-methyltransferase activity
Source: RefSeq, a predicted model, not a curated record
GCUCCCCAUAUUCCUGUCAUGGUGGAUGAAGUCUUAUCAAUAAUCAACCCAAAACCAAACCAGACAUUUCUUGACAUGACAUUUGGAGCCGGUGGACAUUCUAGGGAAGUGUUGAGAAUAUCUCCUGAUACAAGAGUUAUUGCCCUUGAUAGAGAUCCAUUAGCUCAUUCAUAUGCCGUAGAAUUACAACAGUCUAGUGAGAGUACAGUACUACCACUAUUAGGAAAGUUUACAGAUAUCGAGAGACUAGCUAGUGAUGUAGGUAUACAACCUGGUACUGUUGAUAGUGUACUGUUUGAUGUAGGAACAUCAUCAAUGCAGUUUGACACAGCUGAACGAGGGUUUGCUCUCAGUAGAGAUGGUCCGUUAGAUAUGAGGAUGGAUGGCAGCAGACUACCAGACCAGCCGUCAGCGUGUGAAGUAGUUAAUCUAUUAUCAGAGAAUGAUCUAUAUCAUAUUAUAAAGAAAUAUGGUGAAGAGAAUAAAGCUAGAAAGAUAGCUAAUAUGAUAGUAGAAUCAAGAUAUGCUUACGGUAGAAUUGAAACAACACAACAGUUAGCUAAUAUUGUCAAGAGUGUGUUUGAUAUUGAGUACAAGAAAGACAAAAUGCAGAGACAUUCUCAUGUUGCAACGAAAACAUUUCAAGCCAUUCGAAUAUUCGUAAAUAAUGAACUUAAUGAACUUAGUAACGGACUAGAAAUGGUACAUCGCUUAUUGAAACCAGGUGGCGUUUGUGUAGUUCUAAGCUUUCAUUCACUGGAGGAUCGAAUCGCUAAACGACAUUUUCAUGGCAUCAACCUGGAAGACGAACCGAAUAUGUCUGUUCGUGAUCAUUAUCGGAAUUCUAAAAUAGCACAUUCAAUGGAUGCAGUAACACAAAUCAUGGAAAAAUGUUGGAAACCGUAUUCUAAGAAGGUGAUAACUCCGUCAGAUAGUCAUUGUAAAGAGAAUCCUAGAGCUCGAUCAGCGAAAUUACGUGCUGCUUAUAAACUAGAAGUAAAUAAAUAUAAUAUAUAGUUC